UAUUGGUUUAAACGGCCAAGUUUACUUUGGAAGUGUACAUAACAUAAGAAUACGGUAUUUGGCUCGUGACGAGGGCGAGUAACUAACUGUAUAUAUCUGUUUCUCUCUUAAAGCAUUUAGAAAAAGAAUCCCUGUAUGCAGAGGACCACCCAUUAGCUUUGGCUUUAGAGCCAUAUAUAUAAAUAUCUCUGCGUCUUUCCUAAAAAUACAAGAACUUGGAGUGUGGUGUCAUUGAGUAGUAAUUUGCAGCAAUGGAGCUGUUCUACUUCAUGGUGUUCGGGGCAUUGUCAGCGGUGGUGGCAGCAUUAGAGCUAAGCAAGAACAGCAAGGAUCGAAUCAACACAUCCCCGGCUUUCAAUUCCUUCAAGAACAAUUACCUUGUUGUUUACUCUCUCAUGAUGGCUGGAGACUGGCUGCAGGGUCCAUAUGUUUACUAUCUUUACAGUACAUAUGGCUUUGGAAAAGGGGACAUUGGACAGCUUUUUAUUGCUGGUUUUGGAUCCUCCAUGUUGUUUGGGACAAUUGUUGGAUCUCUAGCUGACAAACAGGGCCGGAAGAGAGCAUGUAUUACUUACUGCAUAACUUACAUACUUAGCUGCAUCACCAAGCAUUCUCCCGAAUACAGAAUUUUGAUGAUAGGUCGAGUUUUGGGAGGUAUCGCUACCUCUCUUCUGUUUUCAGCAUUUGAGUCAUGGCUUGUUGCUGAACAUAAUAAGAGGGGCUUUGAGCAACAAUGGUUGUCACUAACAUUUUCAAAGGCAAUAUUUCUUGGGAACGGUCUAAUUGCCAUUUUGUCUGGGUUGUUUGGGAACCUACUUGUUGAUUCAUUAUCCCUUGGACCUGUGGCUCCUUUUGAUGCUGCUGCAUGCUUUCUUGCUAUUGGGAUGGCCAUUAUUUUUUCAUCAUGGACUGAAAAUUUUGGAGACCCCUCAGAAAAUAAAGACCUGCUUACCCAGUUCAGGGGCGCUGCUAUAGCAAUUGCUUCUGAUGAAAAAAUUGCUUUGCUGGGUGCCAUCCAGUCUCUGUUUGAAGGUUCAAUGUACACCUUUGUGUUCCUUUGGACCCCUGCCUUGAGCCCCAAUGAUGAGGAGAUUCCUCAUGGUUUUAUUUUUGCCACGUUCAUGUUGGCUUCAAUGUUGGGAAGUUCCCUUGCCUCUCGAUUGAUGGCUCGCUCUGCACCCAGGGUAGAAAGCUACUUGCAGAUUGUUUUUGUGAUUUCCUCUGCCUCUCUCCUGCUUCCCAUUAUAACCAAUUUCUUGGUAGCACCUUCUAAAGUGAAAGGCGGAAGCAUCUCAUUUGCAGGUUGUCUCCAGCUUCUCGGCUUCUGUACUUUCGAGGCUUGUGUAGGGAUAUUCUGGCCGUCCAUUAUGAAAAUGAGAUCCCAAUACAUCCCAGAGGAGGCUAGGAGCACGAUUAUGAACUUUUUCCGUAUUCCACUCAAUAUCUUUGUCUGCAUCGUGCUGUAUAAUGUUGACGCAUUUCCCAUCACCAUUAUGUUUGGUAUGUGCUCGAUUUUCCUCUUCGUGGCAUCUAUCUUGCAAAGACGGCUGAUGGCAAUUUCCGACAAACCAAAGAUGGAAAGUUGGACAGCAAUGGACCCUGAGGCUGAGCCACUGAAUGAUUGAGUGAUGUUGGGCGGGCCGUAGACCAUCAAGGAUUCUAUCAAGGUUGAAAAAAAACACCGGUAACUUCAUUCCUUAUACUGUUGCAAUUGAUGGAGGAUUGUAGUUUUCAUUUUAAUAGAAGAGGUUACAAUAUAUAUUAUAUAUAAGAAAAUAGUGGUCUGGCCAGUAAAGAAAUUGGGGCUAUAAGGUCACUUUUAAGUAUGGUUUUCGGCUCUGUCAGUCGAUCAGUACAGUAAUUAAUCCAUUUUUAUAUUUUGUAUUAUAUGUUUUCUUUUUUGUUAGUGAAAUUGCACCAACUUCACUAUUUCCAUUGAAAUAUAAUAUAUUUCCUUUUGUC
Gossypium raimondii (Peruvian cotton) is the source of this 1962-nucleotide messenger RNA. RefSeq lists its product as uncharacterized. NCBI's taxonomy places the organism in Eukaryota, Viridiplantae, Streptophyta, Magnoliopsida, Malvales, Malvaceae. Gene Ontology annotation, cellular component: membrane. The coding region runs from base 252 to 1625 and encodes 457 amino acids. The transcript is spliced from 8 exons. Gene Ontology annotation, molecular function: molybdate ion transmembrane transporter activity. The record is from RefSeq and is a predicted model, not a curated record. Gene Ontology annotation, biological process: molybdate ion transport.